This is a messenger RNA of Saccostrea echinata, 1110 nucleotides long. Its product is annotated as putative nuclease HARBI1. The record is from RefSeq and is a predicted model, not a curated record. NCBI's taxonomy places the organism in Eukaryota, Metazoa, Mollusca, Bivalvia, Ostreida, Ostreidae. The transcript has a single exon. Bases 1 to 1110 code for a protein of 369 amino acids.
AUGGCGGCCGCCUAUAUUUUGGCUCAAAACAGAAGGAACUUAAGAAGAGAACGAGUAUUUAGAGAUAGGAACAACCCAUUGGACUAUAUGACUGAUGCAGAUAUCAUUGAUAAGUUCCGCCUUCCACGCCAUUUAAUUUUGAGUUUAUGUGUAGAGCUUAAUGCUCAUCUAGCGCGUGAUACUAGGAGGUCUCAUGCUCUUCCUCCACCACUGCAAAUCAUGGUGGCACUCAGGUUUUAUGCCAGUGGGAACUUUCAAACUGUCACUGAUGAUCUUCAUGGCAUAAGCAAAGCUAGUGUUUCAAGAGUAGUAAAUGCUGUAUCAUCAGCUCUAGUAACUUUGAGUUCCCAUUAUAUAAAAUUUCCACAAGACGAUAGAAGUAUUAAUAACACCAUACUUGGCUUUUCUCGCAUGGCAAAUUUUCCUAACGUCAUUGGAGCGAUAGAUGGAACUCAUAUUCCAAUUAAAGCCCCGAAAAAUGACGAGCAUCUGUUUGUUAACAGAAAAAAUUUUCAUUCUAUAAAUGUAAUGGCAGUUUGUGAUUCCAGGACAAAAUUUACUAACAUAGUUGCCAAGUGGCCUGGUUCAUCACACGAUUCUUUUGUGUGGACAAAUUCAACACUUAGUGAUCUUUUUGAAAAUGGAUAUAUUAUAAGAGGUUGGUUGCUUGGGGACAGUGCAUACCCUCUGAAAAAUUAUCUGAAGACACCAGUCCUUAACCCAAGCAAUCCCCGUGAAUUAGCUUACAACGAUGCGCAUGCUAAGACGAGAAACCCUAUUGAAAGAAGCUUCGGAGUGCUUAAAAUGCGCUUUCGCUGCAUUGAUCAUUCUGGUGGAACGCUUCUGUUUCAUCCAACAAGAGCAUGUAGAAUUGUGACUGCCUGUGUUGUUCUGCACAACUUGUGCACUGAUCACAAUGUUCCGGUGCCACAAGCACAAAAUCCUGGGGCAUAUCAACUUAAUCCACCAGAUAUCUACGUCUAUCAAGGACCCAAUAAUGACGGAGCCGAGAUCCGCCAAAGAUUGAUUCUCUCUAGAUUUUCAGGUGGCACCACAAAAAAAAACUGUGCAUUCAUGAAAUAUGGUGCCGUUUUCAUUUUAUGUAUUUAG